Messenger RNA from Ananas comosus (pineapple), 1603 nucleotides. RefSeq lists its product as uncharacterized. The coding region runs from base 108 to 1184 and encodes 358 amino acids. The record is from RefSeq and is a predicted model, not a curated record. Gene Ontology annotation, molecular function: RNA binding. Lineage: Eukaryota; Viridiplantae; Streptophyta; Magnoliopsida; Poales; Bromeliaceae. The transcript has 8 exons. Gene Ontology annotation, biological process: tRNA modification.
UCGCACGUGGGGUUAACGACGCUGCCGCGCCCCGCUCCAUCCUCGAAGCGCUAGGGCUUUUCGAGGGCGCUAAGACGAGGUAGACGAAGAAGGAGAGAUCGAGAUCAAUGGCGGGGGAGAAGGGGCUACCAAGCUUAUUACCUCACGAGGAGGAGGAGGAGGAGGUGGUGUUGGUGGAGAGAGAAGAGGCUAAAGAGCGCUCGUCCUCGCUAACUCCAUGGGAGCAACACUCAUCGGUGAUCAUCCUCCCGCGCUACGAUUACGCCGCCGCAUCCUCGCUUCUUCGUCGAUCUCACUCCGGUUUCCUCAUCACUUGCCCCAUAAAACGCGAGAAAAGUGCUACCAAGGAAGCUAUUUCCCUCCUCAAAGAGUAUGUCAACCACACUUGUGGCAAUGUUUCUGGAAAUUCAGAGUCCUUUGAUGCAAAGAUUAAGAAAAGGAGAGUAAGCUGUCAAGCGGAAAAUCGGGAAAAUGCUGGAGAUAUAGAAAGAAAUGGUAACAACGGUAUCCCAGAGGCUUCUGGUAAAGCAGAAGAAGUGCCGAGUUCCCUGUCUUGCGAGACAAGUGGGAAUGUACAAAGGAGUUUGAAUCUAUCACUGGUCAAAUUAACUAGGAGCGGGCUACUUCUUUUUGCAUUUCCUACUAGUAACUUUCAUCUUGUUGUCGAUAUAUUAUCAAAUAUAUUCCUUUCAUUGAGCUCAGGGAGGCUGAAAUCACCCCUUUGGUGCAAUCGUAUAUUUCCAAUUCAGGAAACUUGUUUGUUGCUGGAGAAAGAACUAGAAGUAGUUGUGUCGAAGCUAUUCCGAGAAUUUUUAGGAGAUGGUGAGGAGAAACUAGACAAGCCAAUCAGGUUUGCAGUUGGGUACAAUAGAAGAGGCGUUGAUGAGACGGAGAUGAAAACACUCAAAGAUACUGAAGGCUCGAAGGAAUCUACCUUGAUGGAUCGAGACCAGUGUUUCAGGGUUGUGGCUGGAGCUGUCAAAACUGUUGCGAAAAAUUCCAUAGUGGAUCUGAAAUCUCCUGAGGUUGCACUUCUUGUAGAGCUACUUCCUCUUUCGGGGAUACCCCAUGGAUCAUCAGUGGUUGGAGUAUCUGUUCUUCCAGCUGAGCUUGUAUCCACGAAGCCUCGUCUCUGCAUAAAGUCUCUUGUGGCUAAUACAAAAAUGACGAAGAGAGUAAGAUAAAAUAGGAUGAAAAUUAUUCCUUGCAUGAUGGAGCAGGGAAAGCGGCAGUAAUGUCGUGCUGAGGUGAUGGGCCUCUGUUGACACACUUUGGGACCCUGGGUUAUUGUGUCGGUACCACACAAUAUAAUUCACUGAAGGUUUUCUUUACUGAGGUGAUGGUCCUUUGUUGCAGAUAAUUUUAUGAGUGCUUUUUUUUUUUUUUCCCCAUUUUGAGUUUGUAGCAGUACUUGUCUAAGACAGACCUUUGGGAUUGUAGGUGAUCAAGAGAAAUGUAUUGUACUGAGUAGUUAACUGUUUUCAAGUCCCCAGCCUACCCGGAUUUUUUUGCAUUCCUUAUCUAACCCUUAUCUUCUGGAGUUAUUUUCUGUUGACACUUUGGCCAUCAAGUCAAUAGCAAAGUAUUCAUAUUAAUGCUAUGA